AUGGCCGAUUUCGACUACGAGAAGAACGGCGAAGCACUCGUCUGGAACGACAGAUAUGCAGACAAUGAUGUCCACAAGAUCGUCACAACUGCCGACGGCGAGGUCGCGGAGAACCCGGACCAACUUCAUCGUCGUCUGAACAACCGUCAGAUCCAACUCAUUGCUAUCGGAGGCUCCAUCGGUACCGCCCUGUUCGUUAGUAUCGGCUCUGGACUCGCCAAAGGAGGACCGGGAAGUCUGUUCCUCGCCUAUGUCAUCUACGCAUGUUUCCUGGCUCUGGUCAACAAUGGAAUGGCUGAGAUGACUGUGCUCUAUCCAGUCUCUGGUGGUUUCAUCCGUAUCGCUGGCCACUUUGUCGACGAAGCUUUUGGUUUCAUGGCUGGAUGGAACUUCUUCCUCUACGAGGCUCUACUCAUCCCCUUCGAGAUCACGGCUUUGACGACCGUACUUGGCUUCUGGCGUGACGACAUUCCUCCGUGGAGCGUUCCCAUCGCCUGCAUUGUAAGUUCUCACGUGAGCCACAGUGUAGACCUCACGACUCACAUUACUGGACAGGUCUUGUACUUCCUGAUCAACGUACUGGCAGUACGAGCAUAUGGUGAAGCCGAGUUUUGUAAGACCACAAAGCAUACCACUGGAACGACUUGCGCUAAUCUGCAGAAAAGGGCUGUCGGGCGGAAAAGUCGUCUUGAUAUUUUUGCUCUUCGCUUUUACAUUUGUGACGAUGGUGAGUUCUUAGACUUCUUGUACUAAUAAACUUGCUUACAUCUCUAGGUUGGCGGCAAUCCUCGACACGACGCCUAUGGCUUCCGUUACUGGAACCAUCCUGGCUCAUUCGCAGAGUACCGAUCGACUGGCACUCUCGGCCGAUUCGAAGGAUUCCUCGGUUGUCUAUGGAGCGCCUCCUUCACGAUCGUCGGACCAGAGUAUCUCUCAAUGGUAUCUGGUGAGGCAAAGCGGCCUCGUGUCUUCAUCAAGACGGCUUUUAAGACCGUAUAUGCUCGAUUCGCCAUCUUCUUCAUCGGAGGUGCGCUCGCUGCCGGUAUUGUUGUUGCGUACAACGACCCCACCCUCGUUGCGAUCCUCGCUGGAAAGAAGAGCGGAAGUGGUACUGCUGCGGCUUCCCCUUAUGUCAUCGCCAUGGUUAGACCACCAAGGAUGCCAUUGUGACUGACGCCUUGCGCUAAUUCGGCAAUGACAGGACAACCUUCGCAUCCACGGACUGCAGGAUCUCGUCAACGCCCUGCUCGUCACCUCGAUCUUCAGUGCCGGCAACACCUACACCUACUGCGCCUCCCGCAGCCUCUACGGAAUGGCGCUCGAGGGCAGAGCGCCGAGGAUCUUCCGCUACUGCACCAAAGGCGGUGUCCCCCUCAUCGCCCUGCUCUUCACCAUCAUCUUCCCCUGCCUCUCCUUCCUGCAGGUGAGCAGUGGCUCCGAAAAGGUGCUCGGCUGGCUCAUCAACCUCGUGACCGCGGGCGGCGUCAUCACCUACAUCGUCAUGUGCGUCACGUUCAUCUGCUUCUACAACGCCUGCAAGGCACAAGGGCUCGAUCGACGCAAUCUCCCUUACCGCGGUUACUUCCAGCCUUACUCGGCCUACCUUGGUCUGGUCUGGAUGAUCAUGAUUGUCACUUGCUAUGGGUAUUCGAGCUACGCGCCGUGGAGCACGGAAAACUGGUUCAUUUACUACGCCAUGGUCAUUGUCGGUGAGUCCGUCCCAGCCCUACGAAUCUCGAGAAGAGCACGCUUGCUAACCCUGCCUCCUCCAGCCUUUGCCACCUUCACCUUCUGGAAACUCAUCAAGCGCACGAAAUUCGUCAAGCCUGCCGAGGCGGACCUCGUCUGGUAAGUUUUCCUGAGAGCCAUCUUGAUGAGAUAUAGGCUGACGUUGCGUGUGAUCCCAGGGAACGGCCGACCAUCGAUGCGUACGAGGCUACGUUUAUCGACCCUCCGAUUGGUUUCUGGCGGGAAUUGCUGCAGCUCGUGGGCAUCGGGAGGAGCUUGAAGAAGACGGAUCGCAGACGGUCGAGUGUGGUGCAGCCGGCUGCAUGA
Molecule: messenger RNA, 2055 nt
Organism: Lecanosticta acicola
Lineage: Eukaryota; Fungi; Ascomycota; Dothideomycetes; Mycosphaerellales; Mycosphaerellaceae
Source: the annotation of a GenBank genome assembly